AUGCUGUCAGCCUGGUGGGCCCCUCUCAUCACCCUUCCUAUGGGAACGGCCGUGCCUCUGAGCGACGAGCUCCUCUCAGCGGCUAAGGUAGGAGCCCCGGCUAGCAAGGCAAAAGCCAAGAAGGCGGCGGCAAAGAAGAAAGUUACCGCUGCGGACCUUGCCCAGCAUAUGUCCCUUUUGACAUCCAUGUUGCCCCAGCUCGCCGAGCAGCUCGCCAGCGUGAAGGAGAGGCAGGAUGCCCUGAACAAUCAAGUGGCUACGGGAAGCAAGCCGGACCAAAGCCGGCUCAUCAGCAACCAUUCCUUCCUUGUCACGGUCCUGGUUUACGGGUGGCAAUGCAAGCUUCGCUGGGGGGCCCGCCUCCUCGCACUCGACCUCUGCUUGCCGAUGCCAAGAAUAUCCUGUGGUGGCUCAUGCUGCGGCGGGUGUCUUUGCGCGGGGUUUGGCUCCAGCGGCUAG
This is a messenger RNA of Symbiodinium necroappetens, 459 nucleotides long. The record is from the annotation of a GenBank genome assembly. NCBI's taxonomy places the organism in Eukaryota, Dinophyceae, Suessiales, Symbiodiniaceae.